Molecule: messenger RNA, 5562 nt
Organism: Leguminivora glycinivorella
Lineage: Eukaryota; Metazoa; Arthropoda; Insecta; Lepidoptera; Tortricidae
Gene: UbcE2H
Product: ubiquitin-conjugating enzyme E2 H
Exons: 5
Coding region: 122-730 (202 amino acids)
Biological process (GO): ubiquitin-dependent protein catabolic process; protein polyubiquitination
Cellular component (GO): nucleus
Molecular function (GO): ubiquitin conjugating enzyme activity
Source: RefSeq, a predicted model, not a curated record
CUACAAUGUUAUUUUUCUGACUGCUGCAAGUGGACGAGAAAUUUGGUCUCGUGGAGAAGUGAGUGGGUUUGUGCUGGUGUUCGUGUUCGAUAUUGUGAUUUAUUAGUAAUAGAUCACGAAGAUGUCGUCACCGAGCGCUGGGAAACGUCGGAUGGACACAGAUGUCAUCAAACUUAUUGAAAGCAAGCACGAGGUGACCAUAUUGGGCGGGCUGAACGAGUUCUGCGUGAAAUUCUUCGGACCCCCAGGAACCCCAUACGAGGGUGGUGUAUGGCGCGUUCGCGUGCACCUCCCAGACCACUACCCCUUCAAGUCGCCCUCCAUCGGAUUCAUGAACAAGGUGUACCACCCCAACAUCGACGAAGUAUCAGGCACCGUGUGCCUUGACGUUAUCAACCAGGCCUGGACCGCGCUUUACGAUCUGUCGAACAUAUUCGAGUCGUUUUUACCACAACUGCUGACAUACCCCAAUCCAAUAGACCCGUUGAACGGAGAUGCUGCCGCCAUGUACCUGCACAAGCCUGAAGAGUAUAAGAAGAAAGUUUCAGAUUACGUCCGAAGAUUCGCCACAGAGGAGGCUCUGCUCGAGAAGGACGCCAUCACCGGCAUGGGGGGCGCGCCCGCGUCGUCGUCGGCCAAGUCCAACGGCGCCGCCAACAACAACGCGUCCGACACGGAGAGCUCCAUGAGCGACUUCAGCGACGACGAGGCGCACGGCAUGGAGUUAUAACGCACGCCCGCGCCCGCCGUCCGCGUCUCGCGCUCGCUCACCGCCGCCCCCCGCGCCGCCGCGUCCCGCGCCGCCGCGCCGCCCGGGUAGCUUUUGAAUUUAGAACGUUGGGUUUCUUGUACGUACUUCAGGUUCGUCUAUGGUUUAACUGAAAAAGAUAGGUUUGAAAAUGGAAUAGUCUAUGCGACGAAUAAGCGACCGGGUACAUGGAGUUAUGGCUUAGGUCGCUUCAAAAAUGAAAAGCUGGUCGCUUUAUGAUCGAACGUGUACUAAACUGAAGCAGUUAUUGCUUAGCAAUAAUAAAAGCGAGAGACCUUGAUAUGUUAUAGUGCUUCUGAUUUAGUAGAUAUGAGCGAUUUCAAAAUUACUCCGUUUUCGAAAUUGCCCAACAAACGUAAGUUACGCAUAUGCAAUUCGACAGUAAAUAGUCGAAAUUAAAUACGAAUAAACUACGGAAGGAUAUUUUUGUUACGUUUACUUGGUAGAGUUGGAGGUAAACGAUCAAAGUACAAGACGCGGUUAAAUGUAGAUAUUAAUGUUUGAUAUUUCAAUCAUAUCAAUGCAGCUUAAUAUGUAAAGUAAGUUAUUUUUCUACUAUUUACGGUCGAACUGCAUAUGUACUAAUAAUUUAUCGUUAAAAUGUAGACGAAUCAAAGCCUGAACUGCGUACAAUAAUUUGAAAUCCACCAAUAAGUUGUUUGAAUUUGGAUCGUUGGAACGUAUCGGGAGCUGUUUUGAAUUUAGAAUAGGUUCGGAUGAUCGGCUCUGUUUGAAUUUCGAAUUUUGCUGUUUUAAGCGAUGACCUCAGUACGGGACUAUGGUCCGGGGAUUUAAAAAUCAAACAAUAAAUAUCAAUACAUCUUAUAACCUAAAAAUUGUUACAAAGUGUAUUGAAAUGAUAAUUUUCAGGGACCAUAAGACCAACACCAUUUUGCUCUCGUGCUGAUUCGAUUCGCGAACUGUAUUUUAGUCCAUCUUAUCAAUUUAUUAUUAACGACUAAUGCUGUAACUAUAAUUCUAAUAAUGGUUGGUAAAAUGUUAAAUCGCGUGAUAUAUCGAUGUCUGUCAAGUGGCUUCUCAAUUAUAAUUAUAAUUUCGAUAUACAAAUUAACAGACCUAAGGAUGGACAUUUACUGGUACAGAAAUGUAUAACAUUUUAUAUUAUUCUGAAGGCCUAAGACCCAAAGCCAAAAAAAACUGAAAACUUAUACCGUAAAUUGAAAUCCUACUGGUCUUUUCAUUUUAAUGGCGUCUUUUUUUAUAACUCACUAUUACUUCAUUUACUUCCUAUUUACCAAGAUAAUGAUGAGUUAUUAAAAGAGAAGCUCUUAAAAUAUUGAAAAUCAGCAAUAAAUUGCUAUUUUCUUAAAAUAGCAGUGAUGCCUGUAGAUUUGAAUCGAUAUGUUUUUACUCUGUCCUCGUUUUUUCUAACAUCAACGUAGACACAAUAUUCACACCAUAUUUACUAAUAUAUUUUAUUAUUAAAUUUAAUAAGUGUAGAUCCCCGGGAAGGAUAAUAGGAUAGUUAGAAAUCAUCCCUUAACUAGGGGUAGAAGUUUCUGUGACCGAAUAACAUGAUGCCCCUUUUACUAAAACUGGUCGGUCCUCGGUUUUUAGAUUGUUACAGCAGGUCUGUAAUAGCUACAUAAAAGUUACAGACAUUUUCAAUAGUGGAAACGGGACAGAGUAAAUUUUUUAAUCAUCCUCACCUCAAUAUACUGAAACUGAAUUUUAAAAACAUUAAAGACAUAUCUACCCAUAGAAUCACCGGGAAUAAAAGCUGUAUGCUUUUGUCAUUCCCACGCUUAUGUUUCCAUUCAAACAUGUCGAGUAACAUUCAACAAUACGUGAGUGACCCAAUUUAAAGAGUGCGGUAGUUGACUUCAAAUUUACUCUUCAAACUUACUUCAGAAUUCGGUUUGCAGUUAUUGAGGUGACAAUGAUUCAAACACUCGAAUAAAACUUGUAAAGGGUUGUUCGCAUUUUAAAGUUAUCGGUGUGUUAAGAAUUGAUUCAUAGUUGGCUUGUCUUUUGUCCUGCUCUUAGGCUAGCAGCAAUAUGAAUAGGGAAUAAAGUGUUCACAAGUUUCGGUGUAACUAACUCUAGGGGUGCGGUUAUGUAGCGCUGAGUUUAGGCACGCUUUUAAACAAAUUUAUCUUUUAAAGAGGUCCUAAACAUAUCUAUUUAUCCAAUAGUUUUUAAAUACGAAAUUUUCUUGUUAGUUUAAACUUAAACAUAUCUAUCCGGGUCACUCACGCUUUCAAACUUGCCAUUAUAGCGUGAGUGACCCAUGACAGAUUAAAUUAUAUAAUUUUUAUUUUGCAUUCAUUUUAACUUUUGUGAUGGCCAUAUAUUUCUUGAUCUUAUACUUAUCCAUUUGUAAUAUUUGUUAAUGGCUAAACAACACCAAAGUGCAAUUUGGACCUGUUACGAAAAGGCAAAUUUUGUUUAAAAGUGCUUGAAUUUUUCCGUAGGUGUCUUGUAUCAAACAUGUAAACGUUAGAUUUUAAAUGUGUAUGAUAACAUACUCAUACUAAAAACCUUUUAAAAAACCCAAGUUUUAACACGCGAGCGAGCGAGUGAGCGAGGUAGCAUUUUGUAAAUAUCUUAAAUUCUGUCCCCAUAGCAUAAAACAACUUAAAUCUAAUGAGCCCGUCAUGGACUACAGUCAUCACUUUAUAUCUCAUAGGUAUUUAAAUAUUUUUUAUCGUAGCAUUAAUUUUUAAACGAACGAUGUGUCAUGUUUUGUGUUUUCCCUUGACAUAAUUUCUACGGCAACAUUUGUCUAUUGUUUUUGACUCUGUUGUGAUUAUGAAAUGCGAAAUCUACAUCUGUGAUUUUUUCUCGAUUUUUAAAGUGUCAAUUCAGUGGUGAGGGAUUCAUUCAGUACUUAUGUGAUCGCUCGUUCUGACAAUAGGCAUAUUUGUUCUUUUAGCGCAAUUUUUUAGACUUGCAGCGUCUCCGACCAAUUUAGAACCAGACCAUGACUAUUAUAUGUGCCACAGUACCAUUAUAUAAUUCAUGUUCCCUAAAUUGGCGAUUAACCUCUUAAAUCUGAAAAAUAUAGCUCGUGCAAAACGAAUAGGGGACGAACAAAAACCAAAUUUAUAACAUAAUUUUUUUUAAUUUGAACUAGGUAUUUGUCAAAUAUUACAAUUUUCAACCUAUAUAAACUGGGCCUUUUUACAGUACUGUUACACAUUCAAUCGUCUUGUUGAUUUCAUAAUAAAAAUCAGGAUGGCGUUGUAAGUUAUUUUAACUUUUAACAGUUUGCUUACACCAAAUAGGUAGCAUUUCUGUAUGACUUGACAGUUGACAGUAGCUACGCCGGUCCUGCCAAAAGGUUUGGUGUUGUCAGAUGUCCUUCUUAGCAUAACUACAUCAAAAAUAAUCAAUAUGAUCAUAGUUUUUAUUACGACAUUGUCAUUUUUAAAUGUGAAGGACAUGAUUCCUGUAAUAUGCAUUUUUGAAUCUGUUAUUCAUAUUCUUAUGAAUAUAUAACAAGUGUAUUUUUUUCAACUAUUUUUUAUUUUAUUUUAAAAUGAUAAGAUUUUUCAAUUAAAACAAAAAGAAAUCAUAUUUUGUUUCACAAUAAUACAAAUUUUUAAAUCUUUUUAACAUUUGUAAAUGUUUAAGAUCAAUUUAGAUUUUAGCCCAAACGUUAAGAAGGACAUCUGAAAACUAAAUAACAUUACAAAACAGAUCUCUAAUAUGACAUGUUGCGAACUAUAAGUGUUGCAAUCGUCGGUAAAAUAAGUUUAGUAUAGAUUGAGUUCACUGGUAGGAACUAUAGGUAUUAUGCAUAAUAAUUUCCUAUCAGAAAUCAAUUUACUACCAUCUCGCUUAUAUUUUUUUAAUUUUUUAUCAUAUUAAUAUGCUUAAGAAUUUAAAAAAUUCAAAUAAUUACAGCGUGUUAUUUGUGUUUCAUUAGUUACCGGGUCGAUUAUUAUUAUAUUACAAUUAUAAAUACAAGGAUAAUGUUCUAAUACUGUCAUAGUUCCUGCCGGUAAGCGCUUUAGAUAUAACACGAAGAAUAUAUGAAUAUUAUAGAUAUUAGACAUAUUGUAUCUUUGAAAUGAUAACUCAAGCCAUAAUAAUAUAUUUUGGUAUAAGGAGAUAACAGAAAAUUUCUCGUUUUUAUUGUGAGUUGGGUUGGCAGUAUUGUUUUGGUAUUUAAGUAUACAUAUUAUUGAGCUUGUGCCAGACCCGGUUUUGGAUUGCACGAUAAGCGAUAGUUAUACAAUCAAUAUAUGGAAUUGAGAAGAUUUUUGGGCGCAAUACUACUGUCUCUGGUAAGCGGUGAUUUUAUUUCAAAGUCGCUACGCUACGUAUUUAAAAAAAAAAAUGGAAAUAUCACCGUUGUGCAUACCAAAAAACUUCUCAAUGCGAGUUAUUUUGACGUGAUCCUGUGACAAAGGAACUUAAAGCCUGCAUAUUAAUGAAAUUACCUAAUCAUAUUAUAUAAGCCUUUUGGUUGUUUUUCUGUAAGCGCUGUGUUCAAAGCUGACUUUUUUAUAAAUAUUUUAAAUGUAUUUGUGUGGGCAGUCGCAUUUAAUUACAGAUGUUUCGUAUAUCAUUAUAUAGCAUUAUAUUACAAAAAUAUGCGGCUUUAAGGAGAAAAGUAAAAAUUGUGCAGAUGCUUUAAAUUCUACCUCAACAGGGCGGUAUAUGUUUAUGGUCAUGAUCACGUCACAAUGACUUUUUUUUAUCGCUAUAUAAAUAGAAUCAAAUCAAUGGUGUCCCGCCCAUAGCGGUUGUACAUGUGAGAAUAAAGCGUUUUUAUUCUAUUUUUAUUUCAUUACAUGUAAUAAACUUACGUUAUUUUUAAACUA